Pyrus x bretschneideri (Chinese white pear) is the source of this 4721-nucleotide messenger RNA. RefSeq names its product receptor-like protein EIX2. The record is from RefSeq and is a predicted model, not a curated record. The coding region runs from base 413 to 3319 and encodes 968 amino acids. Lineage: Eukaryota; Viridiplantae; Streptophyta; Magnoliopsida; Rosales; Rosaceae. The transcript is spliced from 5 exons. Gene Ontology annotation, molecular function: receptor serine/threonine kinase binding.
UUCUCCAUUCGACGACUUUCGUUUUCAGCUCUCCUACCUACAUCGAUAAUCUUUUCCUAUAAAUUCGAUAUCGUACUAAUUUUAGUAGCUAAACAUCUCACCAACAAAGCAAAAAAAAAUUGUGUGUAAUAAUGGAUAGCCAUUGUCACCUCAGUAUUGCUCACUAUUUGCUUCUUUUGCUUUUGUUCUCUUCCUGCAUGCAGAGUACUCAAAACUCUGUUUCUGUUUGGCUGGUGAAGAAAUUUCAAGUAGUGUGAAGACAAAUUCAUGCACUGACGAAGAAAGACAAGCGCUUCUCGUCUUUAAACAACAUCUUGUUGAUCAUUCUGGUAGGCUUUCGUCUUGGGUGAGUCAUGAUUGCUGCCAAUGGGAAGGUAUUUCAUGCAACAACAGCACUGGUCAUGUCGUGAAGAUGGACCUCCGGCAUCCAUAUGACUUUUUUGACGGUGAUGAGUAUGAAAAGUGGAUAAAUGCUUCUUUGGGAGGUAAGAUAAAUGCUUCUUUGUUGAGCUUGAAACAUUUAAAUUACCUGGACUUGAGCCUGAAUUCGUUUGAUAGCAUUCAAAUUCCUAAGUUCAUUGGGGAGCUUAAAAGUUUGCAAUAUCUCAAUCUCUCCUUUGCGUCAUUUGGAGGAGAGAUUCCCUCUUCUCUUGGUAACCUGUCAAGCCUAAAUUUUCUUGAUCUCGGGUCGAAUCAAGGCUUAUCUUCCAAAAAUUUGAAUUGGCUUUCUCACCUCACUUCCUUGAAAUACAUUAAUCUCAAUGGCAUUAACCUGAACAGCACAGGAGUCAGUUGGGCAUAUGAUAUUAACAUGCUUCCUUCAUUGUUAGAGUUACAUUUAUCUUGGUGCCAAAUUGAAAGCAUUCCACUCUCACUGCAGAGCAUUAACUUCCUUCCACUUUCACUACAGAGGAUUAACUUCACAUCACUGUUGGUCCUUGAUAUGUCGCAUAAUGGCAUUAAAAGUUCUUCAUUUCCCGGCUGGUUUUUUAAUCUUACCAACCUCGUAACACUUGAUCUAUCCGAGAAUGAUUUCAGGGAUUCUUUUCCAAGUGGAUUUUCAAACUUCAAAUCUCUGCAAAACCUUGAUUUAUCUGAUACAGGCUUAAAAGGUCAAAUUCCUAAAGUCAGUGGAGAUUUGUGCAAGCUAAAAGUCUUAAGUCUUUCAGGGAACAACUUUGAUGGGGGGAUUCAAGAGUUUUGGAGGAGUCUCUCAAAUUGUCCAAGUAAUACAUUAGAGUCACUAGAUUUGUCUUAUUGCCAGCUUAAAAGCCAAUUGCCGGUCUUUUUAGGAAUGUUCAAAAGUUUGCAGAAUCUCAUCCUUAGCGGAAACAAUUUGUGGGGCUCAAUUCCAGAUUCCAUCGGAAACUUGUCAUCCUUGAGAACACUAGACCUCUAUUCUAAUAAUUUGUGGGGCUCAAUUCCAGAUUCCAUCGGAAACUUGUCAUCCUUGAGAACACUAGACCUCUAUUCUAAUAAUUUGUCGGGCUCAAUUCCAAAUUCCAUCGGAAACUUGUCGUCCUUGAGAACACUAGAACUCAAAGAUAAUAAGAUGAACGGCUCAAUUCCAGAAAGUAUUGGACAACUCUGUGAGCUAGUUUCCCUACUUCUGGUUGGUAAUUCAUGGGAAGGCAUUCUAACGGAAGCCCAUUUCAUAAAUCUUACCAGAUUACAAGAUUUUGAAGUAGGAAACGUAGACCGACCCACAUCCCUCAUUCUCGAUGGGGCUUAUGACAGGGUUCCUCCUUUCAAGCUCUUCACAAUUUCUAUCAUAAAUUGUCGGACAAGUCCUGGUUUUUGGGUAUGGCUUCAAACUCAAACUGAACUGUCUGAUGUUAUCCUUCAGGGUAAUGGAAUCUCGGAUUCCAUACCUGAGGAAUGGCUGUUGAAGAUAUCUUCCCAAACUAGGUAUCUAGACUUGUCUUUCAACCACUUUCAUGGAAACUUUCCAUCCCAGUUGAAAUUUCCAAAUUUAACGAUUAUUGCUUUGAGUCAUAAUCAAUUGGAGGGCCCUCUACCACUUUGGUGUUUCCCUAAUGUCCUUUACCUUUUUCUUGAGGGCAAUUUAUUUUCCGGGCCAAUCCCCUCAAAUAUUGACCAAAUGAUGCCCAAGUUGGAAGAAUUGUUACUUGAUGAGAAUCAUUUGAAUGGCACUAUUCCUCCCUCUAUUUGUAACAUGCAGGAGUUAAAAAUCCUGUCUCUAAGGAGCAAUCAGUUUUCUGGAGAACUCCCUCAUGCAUGGAAUAUGGAGAGCAUUAUGGUGUUUUUAGAUGUCGGUCAAAACAAUCUGUCUGGUAAUAUUCCCACUUCAUUGGGGGUACUACAUUCCUUGGAAAUUUUAAAGCUCAACGACAACAAUUUUGACGGUGAAAUUCCUGAUGCCUUGCAAAAUUGUUCAAGCUUGAGGAGUAUUGAUCUUGGAGACAACAAGUUAUCUGGGAAAAUACCUCUAUGGAUAGGAGGGUCAAACGUAUCUAAGUUGUCUAGGGUACGAUUACGGUCCAACUAUUUUAGUGGAUGUAUUUCCCAUCAACUGUGCAAUCUUCAAGGCCUUCACAUCCUCGACCUUAGUCACAACAGCCUUUCAGGUACUAUUCCCAUGUGUUUGGAUAACUUAACUUCGCUAAUCAAUGAUGAUUCUUAUGCACACAGUUAUGAUGGGUAUGAGCAAGCCACACUGACACUAAAAGGAGAAGAACUUGUGUACAACACAACUCUAUAUCUUGUAAAGAGCAUUGAUAUUUCAUCAAAUAAUUUAAAAGGUGAAAUCCCUGAAGAAAUAAGCAGCCUCAUUAUGUUGGGCACCUUGAAUUUGUCCAUGAAUCAAUUAAUUGGAAAGAUCCCUUCCAAGGUCGGAAACUUGCGUUGGCUUGAAACUCUUGAUCUCUCACACAACCACCUUUCGGGACAGAUUCCUCAAAGCUUGUCAUCUUUAACCUCUUUGUCCCACCUGGACUUGUCUUACAACAACUUGUCUGGAAGAAUUCCUACUGGAAACCAGCUUCAAACGCUCAAUUUUUCGUCCAUUUAUGCGGGCAAUCAAUGGCUAUGUGGCGUUCCUCUCUCAACUAAGUGCCCUGAAGAUGGCACUUUUACUGCUAAGGAUGCAAGGGACGAGAAUGAAGAUGGAAAGGAUAAGUUGUGGCUCUAUGUUAGUGUGGUACUUGGCUUUAUCGUAGGCUUUUGGGGUGUUUGCGGCACAUUGAUCGUAAAAACAUCGUGGAGGUAUGCCUAUUUUCAAUUCUUCGAUGACAUCAAAGAUAAAGUAGCACUAGCAAUUGCAUUGAAAGUGGCUCGUUUGAAAAAGUUUUUAUUCUGAAGUUUAAUUGUACUAAUAUAUAAUGUGAUGCUUUUCCCUUUCAACUUUGUGUUUUGGCCAACUUAUGUAUUAAAUAAAAUAAUAUGUCAGUAAGUGUUUCCACAAACAAUUAUGUAACCGCUGUCCGUUUAAUACAAGAAUUCUAUCUAGUUUGUACUUAUGAAUCGCAUAAUACAAUCUGCCUAUGUAAUGUUGCAAUUUAACAAAAUAACAUUACGAAGUAGAUAAGCACACGUGUGUAUUCUUCUCUUUUACACUUGAAUGUCGUCCAACUCGGCGAGUGGUAGUCCACCUCUACCGCCUUCUCGAUGCUGCCAAAACCAUACAAAAAUGGGAGGGAGACAAGGAGGAAGAAUUGGUGGUUCGAUAUCGUCGAGGGUUUUCUGGGAUUCCUGUUCCUUGCAGAGAGAGAGGUGGGAGAAUUCGAUGGCGUCUUCCGGGUUCCUGUCCCUUGCCGAGAGAGAGAUGGGAGAGGUAUUUUGGCGUCUGUUGCAGAGAGAGAUUAGGGGGUGGGUCUAGGGUUUGCACAGAGGGUGGGUGGGCGAUUCAAUUGAGGGGCUAGGGCUAGAGGGAUGGGGGCUCCAUCUCUAUUCUCGCUUGCUGAAACUUUCCGCUCUUCAGCUCCGGCCCCAGGUGCGUGCAGGCGACGUGGACCUGGUCAACGAUGUCUUCAUUCACAGUUCCGGACGACAGUUCUGAACCUCUGGCGAUUCCGACUGAGAAAGAGGUCAAUAACAGCAAGGAGUUUGAAGGGCUCUCAGGUCCAAUGAGGAAGGAUGUUUCACAAGUUCGUAAGAAAGAUGGAUGAGAUUAAGAAAGAGUUAUGGCAACUAGGACAUACCUGCCAGAAGAAGGAAAGGAAUACAGAGAUGCACUUGAGGCUUUCAAUGAAAAGAACAGAGAGAAAGUGCAGCUUAUCACAAAGCUAAUGGAGCUGGUGAGUGGAAGUGGGAAGACGAGGAUGAAGAAGCUGGAGGAGCUGAGCAAGAACAUAGAAUCUUUAAAGUGAAGAAAUAGCAGCCUAUGUGGGUAACUGAUGAUCUGAUUAGGUUUGUGUGAUGAUGUGUAUAAGGUGACGUUUUUCGAUGUUUACAUAUAUGGGUGGUGAUUGGCAUUUGGUGUAAUUUCUAAGUUGGUUUGUUUCAUUAAUUAGUGUAAAACAUUUGGCUGAUUUAGGCAGGAAAAUACCCUUUAAAUUUAUACGGGUUUGUAACUAAAAGCAUCUGGCCUUGCAUUUUCCUUGUCAUUUUUCCAUGUAUCCACACACUGUACUACACUACUUCCUAGUGUAAUGUGGGGUUCUUUGAAUUUAUUCCUAUUCUUUGUUUUAUUUUUUUAUCGAUUGCAAAGGCCAUGAUAUUUAUGUAAUAAUGUCAAGUUUUAUGAGUGAUUUUGGAACAAA